Molecule: messenger RNA, 3087 nt
Organism: Cololabis saira (Pacific saury)
Lineage: Eukaryota; Metazoa; Chordata; Actinopteri; Beloniformes; Belonidae
Product: E3 ubiquitin/ISG15 ligase TRIM25-like
Exons: 1
Coding region: 94-1788 (564 amino acids)
Molecular function (GO): zinc ion binding; protein binding
Source: RefSeq, a predicted model, not a curated record
GCUGACAGCCUUCGUUCUCUGCACACCUGAUUUGUAGAUCAGAACUCAGACGAGUUAGUAAAACUGUCUCAGUCUCAGUUAUCGAGAGGAGAAAUGGCGCAGAAAGGAGAUCAGGACCAGGAAACCUUUUCUUGUUCCAUCUGUUUGGAGCUUUUAAAGGAUCCGGUGACUAUUCCCUGUGGACACAGUUACUGUAUGAACUGUAUUAAAACCUACUGGGAUGAAGGAGAGAAGAAAUUCCCCAGCUGUCCUCAGUGUAGAGAGAUAUUUAUCCCGAGGCCUGCGCUGGUUAAAAACACCAUGUUUGCUGCUUUAGUGGAGCAGCUGAAGAAGACGGGAGUCCAAGCUGCUCCUGCUGAUCACUGCUAUGCUGGACCUGAAGACGUGGCCUGUGAUGUCUGCUCUGGGAGGAAACUGAAAGCUGUCAAGUCCUGUUUGGUCUGUCUGGCCUCUUACUGCCAGAAACACCUUCAACCUCAUCGUGAUGCGGCUCCACUAAAGAAACACCAGCUGGUGGAUCCCUCCAAGAACCUGCAGGACAACAUCUGCCCCCUUCACGCUGAGGUGAGGAAGAUGUUCUGUCGUACUGAUCAGAAGUGUAUCUGUUAUCUCUGCUCUGUGGAUGAACAUAAAGGCCAUGACACGGUCUCGGCUGCAGCAGAAAGGAAGGAGAGGCAGAAAGAGAUGGAGGUGAGACGACAACAAAUCCAGCAGCAGAUCCAGGACAGAGAGAAAGAUGUGAAGCUGCUUCAGCGGGAGGUGGAGGCCAUCGAUCAGUCUGCUGAUAAAACAGUGGAGGACAGUGAGGAGAUGUUCACUGAGCUGAUCUCUCUUCUCCAGAAGAGAAGCUCUGAGGUGAAGCAGCAGAUCAGAUCCCAGCAGGAAACUGAAGUGGGGAGAGUCAGAGAGCUGGAGGAGAAGCUGCAGCAGGAGAUCAGGGACCUGAAGAGGAGAGACGCUGAGAUGAAGCAGCUCUCAGACACCGAGGACCACAACCAGUUCCUCCACAGCUGCCAAUCACUGCCACCACUCAGUGAGUCCACACACUCCUCCAGCAUCAGCAUCCGUGCUCUCACACACUCCUCCAGCAUCAGCAUCCGCCCUCUCAGCUACUUUCAGGACGUGACAGCAGCUGUGUCAGAGGUCAGAGGUCGACUACAGGACAUCCUGGGAGAAACGUGGACAAAUGUCUCACUGGCCGUCACUGAUGUGGAUGUUUUACUGCCCAAAGACCCAACGAGCAGAGCUGGAUUCUUGAAGUAUUCAUGUGAAAUCACUCUGGAUCCAAACACAGUACACAAACGGAUGUUACUGUCAGAGCAGAACAGAAAGGUGACUCGGGUGGACCAACCUCAGUCUUAUUCUGAUCAUCCAGACAGAUUCACUGGUCAUUAUUAUCAGGUUCUGAGUAGAGAGAGUCUGACUGGACGUCAUUACUGGGAGGUGGAAACAGCAGGUUUAGUUUUUGUAGCAGUUUCAUACAAGAAUAUCAGCAGAUCAGGGUGGGAAAGUAGAUUUGGAUUUAAUGAUAAAUCUUGGUCACUAGGUUGUUCCUCAGGCAGUUAUGUAUUCAGGUACAACAGCAUCCUAACCUCCGUCUCAGGUCCUUGGAGCUCCAGAAUAGGAGUUUACCUGGAUCACAGAGCAGGAGUUCUGUCCUUCUACAGCGUCUCUGGAACCACGACCCUCCUCCACAGAGUCCAGACCUCCUUCACUCGGCCGCUACACGCUGGAGUCUGGAUUUACUCCGGUACUGGAGCCUCAGCUGAGUUCUGUAAACUCAAAUAAGUCAUGAAGAUAAACGAGUUUCCUCUUCAUGUUUUUAUUGAUUUUAUUUUCUUCUCAGAGACGAUCGUCUCAAACUCUGAUGGAUGGAGGGACGUUUUUGUUCUAUAAGUUGAUGUUUUGUUGUUAUUUCCUCUUUCGGAGGUGGAAGUUGUUCUUGUGUAGUUUCACCUGGGAAAUAUGAAGAAUAUUAACAUCUUCUAUUUCAUUAUAAAAACAUAGAAAUAAGCCUGUGUUGUAAUUGAUGUUAACUGUUAGUUUGGAUGUGUUUCUAUGUUGUAUUUCUCUUUUCUUCCUCUUCAUGGACUCCAACAGACGAGCCACCAGACCUUCUUCAUCUCUGAUAUCACGUCUGCAUUCUUCAUUAGCAAACCAAAGGUUCCUGUUUUCUAAAGAUAAAACUAUUUUCCAGCCAUGAGAACAAAGUAAAUGAUUCCAGAGAUGUUAGUGACAGCAGCAACGCAGCAAACGGUUGAGUGAAGCCUGUAGUUGGUGUGAGAGUGUUGGGGCCGGUAGUCGUCGCUGCAGCUGCAGGACCAGACUAGAUCUGCACAUCAGGGGUGUGCAAACAAGGGAACCUCACGAUUCCAUUCGAUUUCGAUUAUUGGAGCUUCCAUUCUUCGAUUCUUCGAUUAUAACGAUUGUCGAUUCGAUUUGAUUAUUGGUGCCACGAUUCUUGGAUUAUUGUGAUUUUUAAUGCUUUUUUUCCAUCCAAGAUUGAUUUUGUCUUCAUCUGUGGCUACAUUUGUAAAUAAAUAUCCAAUCAAUGAACUCAGUUCCUCUAACAACACUCAUUAAGUAAAUAACAAGGUUUUUUGAACAUUUGACAUGUAUUUUAUUUUAUGACUAUGUAAACAUUGUCUCUUUGACUUCCUUAACUUUGACCAGGGAAAGCUGCACUUGCAUGAGAGCGCCCUCUAUUGGUGGAAAACACUGAAAACGGUCAAGCCCUGGAUUUAAUGAGUUCAUUAAUUCAAGUGUAUAUGAUAUGUACUUCCAUCAAAUGUAUUUAGUGUAAACAUAUCUGCCAUAUUUCAAGUGAACAAUAAGAAAUGUGCAUUCUUGAAAAUGAAAUGAUUCAGCAGCUUAUUCAGUCUGGAAUCUGGAUAGGAUAACUUAAAAAAAAAAUGCAAAUUUUUUUUUUUUUUUAAUUAAUCGAUUCCAAAUCGUCACGCGAUGCAUCGACACAUCGAUGAAUUGCACCCACCUCUACUGCACAUCACAUGUUGGUGAUGUCCAAAUCUGUUGACCAUGUUUCAUGUUUAAAAAUCGGGUUAUUUAGUGAGAAAUAAAACUUCUGAU